Messenger RNA from Verticillium dahliae VdLs.17, 1023 nucleotides. RefSeq names its product urease accessory protein UreD. The record is from RefSeq and is a predicted model, not a curated record. Bases 1 to 1023 code for a protein of 340 amino acids. The transcript has a single exon. Gene Ontology annotation, molecular function: nickel cation binding. NCBI's taxonomy places the organism in Eukaryota, Fungi, Ascomycota, Sordariomycetes, Glomerellales, Plectosphaerellaceae.
AUGGACUCGCCGUUCCCCAAAUCAUCGUCAGCGCCCGGUGAGGGCCGCAUCGUCGCGCGGCUGCUGCCCAACGGCCAGCCCGGCUUCGAGUCGAUCACGUACCAGUAUCCGCUCAAGCUCAUCUCGCCGUCCCUGACGGCCGGCGAGAAGAGCGCGCUCGUGUUCCUGCUGUCCUACGGCGGCGGGCUCGUCGGCGGCGACCACGUCCAUCUCGAGAUCCUCGUGCGGCCCGACGCGCGUCUGAGCAUCGUCACGCAGGGCCACACGAAAAUCUUCAAGGCCGCCUCCAAGACCAUCGUCACGCGCCAGGCGCUGCGCGCCCGCAUCGCGGCGCACGCCGGCCUCUGCCUGCUGCCGGACCCCGUGCAGCCCUUUGACGACAGCGUCUACGAGCAGACGCAGCUCUUCACCCUCGCCCCGACCGCCUCGCUGUGCCUCCUCGACUGGGUGACGCAGGGCCGCUCGGCGCGGGGCGAAGACUGGGGGUUCGCGCGGUGGAAGGGCCGCAACGAGAUCUGGCUCGGCGGCGACGACGGCGACGGCGACGGCGACGGCGGCGAGAUCCAUGCUGCGGGCGCCGCGCGGCUGCUCGUCAGAGACACGGUCGUGCUCGACGAGCGGACGUCCGCGCUGACGGGCAGGCCUCUGCGCGGAUCCAUGCACGGCCACGGCGUCUUUGGGAGCCUCCUCUUGCGAGGGCCCCAGAUGCAGAGGCUGGGUGAAUUUUUCCUCGCCGAGUUUGGUCGUCUGCCCCGCCUCGGUGCGCGCGACUUCAGGACGGUGGAAGCUCGAGAAAAGGAGGAGACGGACCGGUCGGCCGAGGACUCGUGGCGUCUGCAGAGGCUCGCCAUGGAAAAGCAGCACGCCGUCCUGUGGUCGGCCGCCAGUGUCCGGGGUUGCGUCGUCGUCAAGUUUGGCGCUGCCACGGUCGAGGGCGGCCGUGUAUGGAUUGCCCACAUGUUGUCGAGGGAGGGAAGCAUCACGGAGCUCUACGGAGACCAGGCCAUGAUUUGUUUGCGGUAG